CUUUAACUCUAAGUUUUUCUUUCUUCUUUCUCUGCUCUCAAAGUUCAAGAGAACUCUAUCCUUAUUAACUUGCAACGAUAACUAAAACCGGUGUAAUCGUGAUAUAUAGUAGAAGAUGGGCGGUCCGGGAUCAUCGCCAUGUGCUUCGUGUAAGCUUCUUCGACGACGAUGUGCAAAAGAUUGCAUCUUCGCACCUUAUUUUCCUCCUGACGAUCCUCACAAAUUCGCCAUUGUUCAUAAGGUCUUUGGAGCAAGCAACGUUAGCAAAAUGUUGCAGGAGCUACCGGUUCAUCAAAGAGCUGACGCAGUGAAUAGUCUGGUUUUCGAAGCAAACGCACGAGUUAGAGAUCCGGUAUACGGAUGCGUAGGAGCAAUCUCCUACUUACAAAACCAAGUUUCGCAGCUUCAGAUGCAACUAGCAGUGGCUCAAGCCGAGAUUCUCUGCAUUCAGAUGCAAAAUGAGCCAACAUUACAGUCUCAUCAUCAAGUUCUUGAACUAGACCAAGAACAAAAAGCUCUCUUGUUACCCAACAACAACAACAACAACAUCAAUAACUGCAACAACAACAAUAACAACUUGGGUUAUGCCAUGUCUUCUGGCCAGUUCAACUCUAACUUUGCAUCUCCAAGUAGCAUAAUGCAAAUGCAGAUGCAAAUGCAAAUGCAAGACCCUCUUAAGCAAGAGUCUCUUUGGACUUAAUGUAAUAAUAAUAAUAUUUAAUUUUC
Molecule: messenger RNA, 726 nt
Organism: Arabidopsis arenosa
Lineage: Eukaryota; Viridiplantae; Streptophyta; Magnoliopsida; Brassicales; Brassicaceae
Source: the annotation of a GenBank genome assembly